ACCGACUAAUCAUAGAGGAGCAACUCUUCAUUCCAUUCCUCGUUUAUUUUGGCACGACUGAUUGUUUAUUUUAUCGUUAUCAAUAGCGUUAUCAACGUAACGUGCUUAUUAGAUAUUAGCAACAUCAAAAAAAUAUUAGAUUUGUAUAAUUAGGUAGAACAUUUACUUUACUAAAGAGAAUGUCAGAAGUUUACGGUAUCAAUUACGACGAGGAGCACCCAAGAAAUCUUAUACCAAAAUUAUGCAGGCAGUUCUAUCAACUCGGAUGGGUGACUGGUACAGGUGGUGGUAUAUCUAUAAAACAUGAGGAUAAAAUUUAUAUAGCUCCUUCUGGUGUACAAAAAGAACGUAUGUUGCCCAAUGAUAUGUUUGUCCAAGAUAUAAAUGGAACAGAUCUAGAACUACCACCACCAGAAAAGAAACUGAAAAAGUCACAAUGCACUCCACUAUUUAUGUGUGCUUAUUUAAGAAGAAAUGCAGGUGCUGUGAUACAUACACAUUCUAAAUAUGCUGUGAUGGCGACUCUAUUGUGGCUUGGAAAAGAAGUCAGGCUAACCCACCUUGAGAUGAUAAAAGGAAUAUGGAAUCAGAAAGAGGGUAGACCAUAUCGCUAUGAUGAGGAAUUGGUAAUUCCCAUUAUAGAAAAUACACCUUUUGAGAGAGAUUUGAGGGAUAACUUAGAUGAGAUUAUUGUUCGUUAUCCUAAAACUUGUGCGGUGUUGGUACGCAGACAUGGAAUUUAUGUGUGGGGUGAUUCUUGGCAACAGGCAAAAACUAUGACUGAAUGUUACGACUACUUGCUGGACAUUGCAGUUCAGAUGAAACAAUGUGGACUAGAUCCAUUACUAACUCCAAGUAAUCAUGAAUUAAAAUACCAGGCGAAUAGUAUAUCAGAAUAGUCAACGAUUUUAGUACAAAACUAAUUUUUCCGGAUAAUCUGUGCCAUAAAUAUAUGUAUAUCUAAGCUAUAUACAUAUAUACUAGAGAU
This is a messenger RNA of Harpegnathos saltator (Jerdon's jumping ant), 988 nucleotides long. RefSeq names its product probable methylthioribulose-1-phosphate dehydratase. Gene Ontology annotation, molecular function: methylthioribulose 1-phosphate dehydratase activity; metal ion binding. NCBI's taxonomy places the organism in Eukaryota, Metazoa, Arthropoda, Insecta, Hymenoptera, Formicidae. Gene Ontology annotation, cellular component: cytoplasm. Bases 180 to 899 code for a protein of 239 amino acids. The transcript is spliced from 5 exons. The record is from RefSeq and is a predicted model, not a curated record.